AUGGAAGAAACACUAUUAUUGCCAUCACCUAAUUGGUUUCAUACUUCUGGUUUGAGUGUUAGCGGCGAUGGUUGGUUGGUUUAUGGCGGUACUAGCAAAAGUCUUUGCAUAUUGGAACCUUUACCGCAAAAUGUAAAUGGUAUUAUCCAGGGAGAUGGCUAUCGAGCUCAUGUAUUAACUAAGGCUCACGGAGAAAAAAUUGUCAGUGUCGACAUUUCUCCGGAAUGGCCUGAGAAAAAAGCGGUGUUAUCUGGCAGCACAGAUGGUUCAGUGAAGCAGUGGAUUAUGGAACUAGACAGCAAUAAAUAUAAAUUUAAAUCCACACAUAGCCAUGAUAUACACUAUAAUGAUAAAGAGGGGGUAGCAGGAGUUGGAUACAGCACUAAAGCGUGCGCAAUCACAGUGAGCUGUUUUGGUAAUAUAGUAAAAUGGAAUCUUAAUUCCAAUGUUGUAAAGACAUACAAAAAUUUUCUCAAAAACUUCAAACCAACAUGUAUGUCUUGCUCACAGCACAUAGCUUUACACUUGGCCGUGGGGACAAAGCAAGGGGUGAUUUUUGUUUUGGACUUAAAUGGUACUGGAAAAAUAUUGUAUAAAGUUCGAGGGCAAGAUGAUGAAAUUGCCCAUGCAAGUUGGUGCCCGCAAUAUGAAGUUGUUUUAAAAAAAUAUCUCAAGGAAUCUGAUAAGAGGAUAAGUGCUAACGAGAGAAUGAAUAAAAUUAGGCAAGAACCUGAAGAUACUGCUCAGAUACUGGAUCAGUCCGCUAUUUCUAAGGACCUUCCUGAUGACAGCUUUGAUGAAUCUGUGGUUGUGCAGGAAGAUGACUUGUUUGAUAUAUAUAAGGAUGAUGAGACAGAUGAAUUUGGGCCAAAGAAAUAUGAACCUGAGGUGAUAUUAGUUAAAGUCAAAGAGGAAGUUGAAACAGAUGUCAGUUAUCUAGAUGAAUGUAUGAAAUUAAAAAAAGAAAUUCUAAAAAGAAAAAGUGAACCAGAACCUAGUAUGGCUAGCCUAGUAGAAGCUUUAGAAAAAACACAUGUUGAAAAUGAAUAUAAGGAACACUUGAGUAAAAUUUCUCAGGCUAAUGAAGGAGACCCAUGCAUAAGUGAAGAUAAAAGUGAAGCGAGUAGUCACACACAUAAACAUCUUUUAGCCACAGUAGGAAAACAAGGAGGAGUUCGUAUAUGGUCAAAGACAGGAAAACUGGUGGGCAGUUGUGCUGUACCUAAUGCUGGAAAUAAGAACCAAAGGACUAAAUUACCCAAUUGUACCACUUUGUUGUGGUACAAAGCUGAUACUCUGUUGAUAGCCGAUGGCAAGAGUCAACUUUUGCAAUGCAAUCCUUUAAAAAUUGAUUGUAAAAACAAGUUGGAAUUUCAAGUGGUCCACUCAAUUCACAAACGUGGAUUAUAUAGUAUUGUCUCCGAUGCUCCAAAAAUCCAAACUAUUGAGGAAAUAAAUGCAGCUAAGACAAAUCACUGGAGCAUAUGGACAGCUGCACAGGACCGAAACUUGGUUAGAUACUCUUUGGAAAGAAAACAGAAGCUAUCUGUUCACGCAACUUGUGGGGGUUUCCUGUAUAACAUACAGCCAUGCCCAUAUGAUGCUAGGAAGGUAGCAGUUAGUGUUGGCGAUGGGGCCGUGAGGGUCUGGGAAGCAGAUACUGCAGAUGAUGAUGAUACUAAGCUGUAUCCUGGCAAAGUGACCACAUACUGGCAGAAUGUUCAGGGAAAAGUGUUGUCCAUUGCUUGGCAUCCUACAAAAGAGAAUUUACUCGCAUUUGGUACAGCUGAGUCUAGGGUAGGUUUAAUCGACACAAAUGGAAAAACAGAGCGAGCGGCGCGAACUCUCGUACCUGCAUUAAAUGGCGGCGCGUAUUCGCUAUGCUGGGGCAAAGAAGAGCAGUUGUUCGCUUGUGCAGGUGGAAAACUUGUACUAUACCAUUCCAACCGACCCGAUCAACCUCCAGAGAUGAUCAAUGUGAGUAUGGAGGGUCAGCCGUGGGAAGUGAGUUGCGUGCGAUAUUUUGUUAAUUCGCUAGUCAUCGGUACCGGGAAUGGCGCCGUGGCCUUGCUCGAGCGACCUCCCUCCUACAGCGUGUUAGCUGUCAACUAUGUUUACACAAAAAUGAUUUAUAAUAUCGAGUGGCACCCUCAGCAAACUUCAGAAUCUAAUGACAAAUCUCCAUACAGAAAUCUAGUAGCAGUGACAUCACUAGACAAGCAAAACACCAUUACCAUUUUAGAGUAUGGAGUAAAAGAAGAUGGUACAAAACAGCUCCAGUUAUGGAAAACAUUAAGUGGUCACAAAAGCGCUGUAUAUCAAGUGGCUUGGAACCCACACCGGGAUGAACUCAUACUAUCCAGUUCCCAAGACUCCACUGUUCGGGUUCGUAUUGUUCAAAUAAUUUUCUCAUAA
Parnassius apollo (apollo) is the source of this 2415-nucleotide messenger RNA. NCBI's taxonomy places the organism in Eukaryota, Metazoa, Arthropoda, Insecta, Lepidoptera, Papilionidae. The record is from the annotation of a GenBank genome assembly.